Messenger RNA from Monomorium pharaonis (pharaoh ant), 3448 nucleotides. RefSeq lists its product as uncharacterized. Gene Ontology annotation, biological process: apoptotic process. The transcript is spliced from 2 exons. The record is from RefSeq and is a predicted model, not a curated record. The coding region runs from base 540 to 3275 and encodes 911 amino acids. Lineage: Eukaryota; Metazoa; Arthropoda; Insecta; Hymenoptera; Formicidae.
GCUUUAGGAUAAGAGGAUUAACUGAUUCAGGUAAGUCAGCGAAAAUAUUAGAUGCAACAGUCGUGUGCUUGCACGAAGAACGUUCGAGACGGUUUCCCCCACUCAACGGACCCCCGGCCCCCGGCCGGCGCGGGCGCCGUGCAGACGCUCGAGAAUUUUCUUUGUCGCCUUAUAUUUUCGCUACUAAUAUAACAUUUUUAUAUGAUAUAUGUGUAUAAGAUAUAUAAUAUGUGGUAUCGAUACAUGUAGCGUAGCAUCCUGUCUCGCGAAUAAUUACGACACCACGCGUUUUUCCAGAUUUUCCCCAAUUUUCUAUGUGUUCUCAUCAUAUGACGCAAUUUUAACUAACACCAUCAGAUUUCUCGCAAAAAUUAUAAGAAAUACAGUUUCUUUUACUUUUUCUUAGCGGAGUAAAAACAGAUUUUUUUAAUUAUAAAAAGUUAAAAUAAAUUAUGAUUUUUAGAAGAUCCUUGAACUCUUAGCAAUUAUUAUAAGGGCCUUCUAGAAAUAAAAAUUUUAUACUACCGCCAUUUAUACAUAUGUUCAGCUUUAAUUAUCAUUCUAAUAUAAUUUCAGAUUUUAGAAUGUAUCACUGUCAUUUUUGUACAUAUACAUCCAAUUCUUGGGGUGAUAAUCUUCAACAUCAACAAUUCCACAAAAGUGUAUCUGAUCAAUUUCAUUGUGGAUACAACAACUGCCGUAAAUUUUUUAAAAAAGAAAACAAUUUACGAAUGCAUAUGAUUCGCACACAUCGUGUUUCUAUCAAAACUGAAAGCAUUUCGUCAAAAGUACGUCUCGUUAACCAAAAUGCUCAAUUAAUUUGCACUGUGCUUGUGUGUAAGAAAGUAUUUCAAAAUUAUUCUGAAUUUUUAAAACAUCUUAAAGAGCACAUCAGAAAUGAUGUACGUGUAAAUUGUCCGUACAGUAAUUGUAAUAAGGCAUAUGAGAAUGUCCAGUCCUUCACUGGACAUUUAAGUAAAUAUCACCGGAAUCUGUGUUUAACAUAUACAGAAAACGAUAAUAUUAAUAAUGAAUAUGAAAAUUUGCCAGUUGAAAUAAAUGCAUUAUCAACCGAUGAGGCUCCUGCUGUUUCUAUUAAUAAUAAUGAAAAUAAAGACGAACUAUUUUUAACGUAUAUUGCUCAGUUUUACUUAAAGCUUGAAAGCCAGUAUCUCGUUCCUGUAUCUACAAUUGAUCAUCUUGCAGCUGAUAUAGAGAAUAUGUAUAAUCAUGGGUGGCAAAAUAUAUUGGACAAUGUUCGUCAAUGUUUAAAACAAGAGAAAAUAUCGGAGAGUAACAUAAAUAGAAUAUGUAAAGAUUUAACUUUAAACGAUCUGUUUCUAAAGAACAAUAAACUUUUGAAUAAUAAGUUUAAAAGAACUAAUUAUUACAUGCAUAAAAAUACAUAUGUAGCGCCAAAAAAAAUGAAACUAGAUACAGAUGCUGAAGGUAAAGAAAGCUUUUUCUACUACGUUCCAAUUUUAAAAACUAUAAAGGCAAUGUAUGCAGAUAAAUGUAUAGAAGCAUUUUUAGACUUACCAUUACCAAGUAGUACAGAUAUUUUUCAAGAUUUUAUUGAUGGUAAAAUGUUUAAAAAAAAUGAAUUUUUCGCAAAAAAUCCUAAAGCAAUUAAAAUUAUAUUAUAUCAAGACGGUUUUGAGAUAGUAAAUCCUAUCGGAUCAGCAAGAACGAAGCAUAAAAUUUUAGGAGUAUAUAUGAGCCUUGGUAAUCUUCCCGAUUAUAUAAGGACACAUAUUAAUUCAAUUCAAUUAGUGGCUUUAGUAAAAGAAAAAUUAUUUGAUCAUAAUAAAGUGUAUGGUCCGAUAGUUAAAGAUUUACAAAUAUUAGAAACGUUUGGAAUUGAGAUUACUCCAAAUAAUAUAAGAAAAGGAGGUCUAGUUUUGAUAGCUGGUGACAAUCUGGGUAGUCACGUUCUUGGUGGUUUUAUGGAAAAUUUCAGUUUUGCAAUUUACUUUUGUCGUUAUUGUAUUAUAAAGCAUGAUUUUUUUACAAGUAAAAAGAAAUGCAACAAUAGCAUUGAAAAUACGUCUAAUAAAAGCAAAUCAUAUGAACGUAAAUCUUUUGAAUUACGUACUGAGGUAUCUUAUAAAUCAGCUGUAAGUACAAUGUUGAUAAAUAAUCAAAACAAUUAUGGCAUUAAAUUUGAUUCUGUUUUCAAUCAAUUGCAAAGCUUUCAUGUUUGCAAGCCUGGUUUACCUCCAUGUUUAGGUCACGAUUUAAUGGAAGGAGUUGUUGCUUAUGAUUUGGCUCUCAUUGUGCAAGAAUUAGUACGAAAAAAGUGGUUUACAUAUGAACGAUUAAAUUGCAAAAUUGAAAAGUUUUUUUUAUCACCUGAAGACUCUAGAAAUAAGCCAGUGAAAAUACAACCAAAUUGUGAUAGAAUCGUUGGUGGAGCUUGGGAAAUCCGAACACUCUUGAGAUUUAUGCCACUCAUGGUGUACAAUGACGUUAAAAAUAGCAAUGAUCCAAUUUGGCAUAGCCUUUUACUUUUAACUGAAAUCAUGGAAAUUGUAUGCGCGCCUGUUAUUCAUAAAUCCUUUCUGCCUUAUUUACAAGUAAUCAUUAAUGAAUAUUUAGAUUUUCGAACAGAAUUAUUUAUGAAAAAUUUACGCCCUAAACAUCAUUAUUUAAGCCAUUAUCCUUAUCUUAUUGAUCAAUUUGGUCCUUUAAUUAAAGUGUGGACAUUAAGGUUUGAAAGUAAGCAUACGUAUUUCAAAAGAGUAAUUCGAAAUAUAAAAAAUUUUAUUAAUGUUACACAAUCUUUAAGUAUAAAACACGAGAGAUUACAGUGUCUUUUACGGUCUGGUUCUGAUAUGCGAAAUUUAGUUGAUGUGCAUGAACCCACUAUUUUCAACGAAGAGCUGUAUUCAGAUGCAAUAAGAAAUGCAAUACGAUGUGCUAAUAUUAAAUUUGAUAUUUUUGAAUGUGAUAAAAUAAUAUUUAAAGGUACUCUAUACAAAAUUGGAAAUGCUGUGGUUAUUCGUCAGAAAAAUUACCAAUAUGGCGUUCAGAUUGGAAAAAUAUGUCUUAUAUUGACUGAUUCAGAAGAAAUAAAUAUUAACAUUGUUGUAGAACGUUUCAUUACAACCUUUAAUCCUAUAUUACGCUUUUACGAAUUGAUGUUUGCCACUGAAAAUAAAACAUACGAAUGCUUAAAUAUUAACACGUUAAACCAUGUUCCUCUUCAUAUUUAUACAUUAGACACUAUAAAAGGCAUUAAAUUGAAGCAUGUCUUGGUUAAUGAGCGUAUUUAAAUUUAUAAACGAAAAUGCUUUAUAAUACUGGAAACAUCAAGCAACAUUACAAAAUGCCCAUAUUUAAAGUCAUAGGACAAGAAUUUUCAAGAAAAACUUUAGUAGUUUGCGAUAAUCUCAAAGAUUUAAUUAAUACAAGCAUACAGCAUUUAGGACUUCCAAACGUGGAAUAU